GUACAACAAUUUUACAUUUCUACAAAUAAUCAUGGGUAAACCAAAAACCACUGUAUUAAAUGCCAACCACCCAAACAGUAGAAAAACAAAGCAAUUGAUUAAAACUAAACACAAGAUAGCGUUUCGGGAUAAAAAGAAGUUUAUUAACUUAGCAAAACCAAGCAUAUUAUGUGAAAAAUUAAUUUGGUUCAGAGAUAAUGUUGAUAACACAAUUGAGCAAUACACUCAGGAUACUCUCUCAUUAUUAAUUGAGAAAUAUCUUAGUCGUUUUGACCACGAAGUCAGUAUAAUUAAAGCAAGACAUAAAGAUAAGGGCAAUCGACGAUUUGCUAGUCGAGAAGAUGUUAUUAGACACACAAUAGAACGAGAGAGAGAAGAAUAUAAUACAGCUGGCAUUGAAGUGCCAAAUAUACUUGAAGCCAGUCAGUUACUGUAUUUGCGCACCUGGGAUGGCGACAUAAAGUAUUUACCAAAUAUCAAAAUAAUUCGUUUUCGUUGUUUAAAUAAAACUUAACUAAAUCAUUGUUAAAAAUAUUAAAUUAUAAA
Messenger RNA from Melanaphis sacchari, 546 nucleotides. RefSeq names its product translation machinery-associated protein 16. Gene Ontology annotation, cellular component: nucleus. The record is from RefSeq and is a predicted model, not a curated record. The transcript is spliced from 5 exons. Bases 32 to 514 code for a protein of 160 amino acids. Lineage: Eukaryota; Metazoa; Arthropoda; Insecta; Hemiptera; Aphididae.